This is a messenger RNA of Achroia grisella, 1148 nucleotides long. RefSeq names its product transmembrane protein 256 homolog. The record is from RefSeq and is a predicted model, not a curated record. The transcript is spliced from 3 exons. The coding region runs from base 122 to 613 and encodes 163 amino acids. NCBI's taxonomy places the organism in Eukaryota, Metazoa, Arthropoda, Insecta, Lepidoptera, Pyralidae.
AUAUUGAUAUACUCUAUGAUUUUAUUGUCAAUUUCUCAACAUCCAUCAAUGUAUUGAAUAUAUUUUUCAUUUUAAAGAUUUACGAUUGUUUUGUGUGAAAUUGUAUAAAAAACGCAAAGGUAUGGUAAAUUUGGCCGAUACUUUAAUGAUUAAUACGGUGGCGGAUGGAGCUAUGAAUUUAUUACGCCAUAUUGGUAUAUUUAAGUCUAAGUCAGUAAAUCCACCUCCGGCUCCGAUCAUUGUCAGAAUGCCUCUCUGGGAGCUCGCACAAGGAGCUGGGCCUUUUGUAAGGCUCGCAGGCAUCAGUGGCGCUGCAGCCGUAGUGCUCGGUGCCAUGGGCGCACAUCGCACCUUCCCUGAGACAGAUACUAAAGAAGACCUACGGAAAAUAUUUGACACUGCUAAUCGAUUUCACUUCUUGCACACUCUUGCAUUGAUGACAGUGCCUUUAUGCAGGAGACCAUAUAUCGCAGGUGCAUUUUUUAUAGCGGGUAUGGGACUCUUUAGUGGCACAUGUUACUACCAUGCUUUCACUGGUAACCGUAGCCUCCGCCGUCUUACACCCAUUGGUGGCUCCUGCCUCAUUCUAGGCUGGAUUGCAAUGGUACUAUAAGUUUUAUACAAACGUAGUUAUCUAUUUAUUUUCCAAUAUUUCAAAUGUAUGAGGUAGGGUCAUUGUGAAUAGUACAAUUCAUUUAUUCCAGCUUUGUGUAGUGUAUCAUAACUAUAGGUUAUAUUUUGAAUUAAGUUAGCUAUUGUAUUGUUCCCUUAGACUUAAAUAUAUUUGAAAAUACUUUCUGCUAAAUAUUGGUGAUGAAAAACUGUUCAGUUGAUAACUAUAUUUUUCUGAUAUAAAAUUUGCCCUUAAACCAGGCCAAUAAUAUAUCCUGUAAACAGGUUUAUACUGUAAUUUUUACCAGUACAUAAAAAAAUGGGAUUGCUUUAUUUUUGUUUUACGAAAGUUUCCUUUUGUGAUAUGUGUAGUUACUAUUAUUAAUUAAUGACAUUAUAUAACAAUACAGUUCAUUGUACAUAUUUUAUUAUUGUAGAUUGUGAAGUGGAUUCAUUUAAUAUAUGUAUUAUUGAUGUGUUAAAGUGUUUUAUCCUUUAUUGUCCUCAGACCUCUUGGUUAAUUAUAUUAUUGGGUU